CACUCAUAUUCUGGCUGCAAUAGAUUGUGGCCCCUCCGUGGACUCUUAUCAAUGAACACUCCGCCGAAUAGCCCUAGGUUAUCGCCUUUGGGGACAUUGGAAGAUAUAGCAAGGGCCGUGGCGACUAUGCGCGCCACAUGGGUGUCUCCUCCGUUUCUUGCAGUGAGCGGAGAGGAAUCCAUUGGGAAUACAAAUACAGGAGAGAAAACGUCCCAGGCAUACAGAACGGUGACUCAAGUGGAUGGCAAUGCAAGCAAAUAUGCCCUCGUGAAUGAACUUCAACCCAUAUCCACGCCUGACAGAACUAUCCUUGGAUCUACAAUACAGAGAGGGACAACUAUCAAGGCUAAAAUUUCGGAUACGAUUUACUCUCAACAAACCCUCAACAUGUUGAAUAAGCUAUUUGGUGCACGACUAUGCGCGGGAAUGGAAAACAAAGUUGUGCAGGAUGUUGUCAGAGAAGUCCAUGGCAUGAUGACCCCAGAACAGCACUUAGUGCUAUGCCUAGGCGCUUGGCAAUUUGAAGCCAAUCGAAUAAGACUUCUAUCACACCCAUGGGAGCACUUUUACAGGUUUGCUUUUAUGGAGCCAGGGAUUGGCAAAUGCGAUCUCUUUGCUGGCAUGGCAAGAAGUUGGAAUUCUGUAUUAGGCGACCAGAAAACUGCAGAAGAAAUCACUGCUAUGUGGCAAGACAUGAUUACCGCAUCUAGUUGA
Molecule: messenger RNA, 714 nt
Organism: Pseudogymnoascus destructans
Lineage: Eukaryota; Fungi; Ascomycota; Leotiomycetes; Thelebolales; Thelebolaceae
Exons: 3
Coding region: 52-714 (220 amino acids)
Source: RefSeq, a predicted model, not a curated record